Phaeoacremonium minimum UCRPA7 is the source of this 756-nucleotide messenger RNA. Its product is annotated as putative ribulose-phosphate 3-epimerase protein. Lineage: Eukaryota; Fungi; Ascomycota; Sordariomycetes; Togniniales; Togniniaceae. The coding region runs from base 1 to 756 and encodes 251 amino acids. The record is from RefSeq and is a predicted model, not a curated record. The transcript has 3 exons. Gene Ontology annotation, biological process: pentose-phosphate shunt; pentose-phosphate shunt, non-oxidative branch; carbohydrate metabolic process. Gene Ontology annotation, molecular function: metal ion binding; D-ribulose-phosphate 3-epimerase activity. Gene Ontology annotation, cellular component: cytosol.
AUGGCUCCGAAUGCUAUCAUUGCUCCCUCAAUCCUGUCGGCGGACUUCGCCAAGCUGGGAGAGGAAUGCGCAAAGACAAUAGCCCAGGGGGCUGACUGGCUCCAUGUUGACAUCAUGGACGGCCAUUUUGUUCCCAACAUCACCUUUGGCGCUCCUGUAGUUGCCAAGAUCCGCCCGCAUGUCGACCGGCCCACCACAGCCUACGGACGAGGCACCUUCGACUGCCACAUGAUGAUCGCGGAGCCCAAGAAGUGGGUCAAGGACUUCAAGAAGGCUGGUUGCGAUCUAUAUUGCUUCCACUAUGAGGCUGCGUUCUCCGAUGCCUCCGAGGACCCGUUCGGCAAGUCGGAUGUGAAAACGAGCCCGAAGGAGCUGAUCAGGUACAUCCAUGAGUGCGGCCUGCAAGCCGGUAUCGCCAUCAAGCCCAAGACAAGCGUCGAUGUACUAUGGGACAUUCUCGAGACGACCGAUGAUAAGGAGCGACCAGAUAUGGUUCUGAUCAUGACGGUGGAGCCAGGGUUUGGAGGACAGAAGUUCAUGGCAUCUGAGCUGCCCAAGGUGGAGGCGCUACGGAAACGAUACCCCGACUUGAACAUCGAAGUCGACGGCGGCCUUGGACCUGGCACGAUCGAUCAGGCGGCCGACGCCGGAGCCAAUGUCAUUGUCGCAGGAAGCGCGGUAUUCGGUGCCAAGGACCCCUCAGAGGUUAUUGCUCUAUUAAGAGAGACAUGCGACAAGAAGAACGGAAAGCUGUAA